Molecule: messenger RNA, 1331 nt
Organism: Musa acuminata subsp. malaccensis (wild Malaysian banana)
Lineage: Eukaryota; Viridiplantae; Streptophyta; Magnoliopsida; Zingiberales; Musaceae
Biological process (GO): regulation of DNA-templated transcription
Cellular component (GO): nucleus
Molecular function (GO): RNA binding; transcription coregulator activity
Source: RefSeq, a predicted model, not a curated record
GCGCGCGCUCUUUUCCAUGGCAUUCGUGCUCUGUUUUAAGGGCGGAUUUGUUCGACAACCCCACCAAAUCACAGCGAGCGCUCCGACGUAUUCCGAUCUGCCUGCCGUAGUUGAAGGCGACGUGAUGGGAAGCGAGACGAGUCAGCGAUCGAUGAGAUCCCGCGAGCGAGACGAAGACGAGGAGACGCCGCCGCAGGAACCCUCGCCUGCUCCGUCCCCGAGACGGACCGGAGCGGGCCCCAGCAGCCAGGACGACGAGGAGCGCCGGGACACCGCCUCCGAAGCCCGCAUCAGCGAUUCUCUUCGGUUCCGCCAGCACCAUCCGCCGCCGCCUCCUGCCCCGCGCCGCGGCGGUCGGCAGGACCGGCGCCGGCGCGGGUCGCCGCCGCCAACCCGCCGUCGUGGCGGGUCUACGGUGUUCCACUCCCGCCACCAGCGGUUCCACGAGCGUCCAGGUUCUGCCUCUUCCCCUCGACGACAGAGACUGGAUAGUCAGCAUGAUCCAGAUUUGUACAGUUCAACGAGGCAGAGGUUUGGCCGAGGUUCACAAGGUGGCAGGGCAGAUGGUAGGUCUCGAGAAGUUUACACUGCAUGUAGAGGGUCUGUCUCUGAAGGAGGAUAUAUUCACGGAAAUGAUCCCAACUUGACCCCUCAAGAAGGUGACUGGGUCUAUCAUGCCCCCUAUUGUGGGAAUCUGAAUUUUGCUCGACGGACGCAUCGUAACAACUGCAACAAGCACCGCUAUGGACCUCAACUCCCUGCACCCAGCCAUCCUUCUUGGGAGGCCUCCUUUCGUGGUGGGUCUCCACCGAGAACAUUGGAUCCAACCGGCUGUGUUCCCCGUCAUGACUCCCACAGAUACGGAUCACUACCACAUCAUGGUUGGGGUGUUGAGGAUCCAAGAAUGCCACCUCCAGCGUGUGGAGCAAAAUUUGCAGGUUCCAAGCGUAGGGAGAGAGAAGACUAUCAUGAUGAGCUCGAGUAUCGGAGAAGACACCAACUUGAUCGACCGGCAGCACUUGAAUGGGAUGGGAGUGAUGGUAAUCGAGAUAAUCGAAGACGCCCGAUUUCAAGGGAGAGGAGCCGCCCGCCUCUGGUGGAUCGGCAAUUGAGGGGUGGUUUUUUGGGUCAUGGCCGAGAUGUUGAAUUAAAUAUGGCUCAGACAAGGGGUUAUCGGCAGGUCGAGUCUAGAAUGAAAAGGCGAAGGGCACAUUGAUCGAGGAGUGGUGGAUAGAAACAAAUCCAAUGGGUUUCAAAUACAAAAUCAUGUUUGACUGGUAGCUUUUACAAAGAGAUUACUGGCAAAUGGUUAGAGUUUCUGCAGCUUACUG